Thyridium curvatum is the source of this 1380-nucleotide messenger RNA. RefSeq lists its product as uncharacterized. The transcript is spliced from 2 exons. Gene Ontology annotation, biological process: transmembrane transport. The record is from RefSeq and is a predicted model, not a curated record. Gene Ontology annotation, cellular component: membrane. Bases 1 to 1380 code for a protein of 459 amino acids. Gene Ontology annotation, molecular function: transmembrane transporter activity. NCBI's taxonomy places the organism in Eukaryota, Fungi, Ascomycota, Sordariomycetes, Thyridiales, Thyridiaceae.
AUGUCUACCACCGCGGUGGUCGAAACCCGGACCAAGGAGGCCUUUGAAGCCCCCGUGCCGGUGCCUGCGCCAGACCCGGCCGGACCAGUCCUCAGCCGCCCAGCGGACCCUAUGGUCCUCCUCGAGGAGGAGCCGCCCGAGCAAAGCCUGGACAAGACUGCGGCGCUCCGCCUAGCCAGCGUGUGCUUCGCCUUCUUCGUCGCCGGCGUCAACGACGGCAGCAUCGGCGCGCUCAUCCCGUACAACAUCAAAGACUACAACAUCACCACAAACAUCGUCUCGAGCGUCUACGGCGCCAGCUUCGCCGGCUGGCUCGUCGCCGCCCUGACCCAGACGCACCUGCGCCAGCGCGCCGACGUGGGCGUCGUCUUCGCCCUCGGCGCCUCGGCGCAGGUCGCCAGCCAGGCCCUGCGCGUCUGGAAGCCGCCCUUCCCGCUCUUCGCCGCGAGCUUCUUCUUCGCCAGCGUCGGGCAGGCCUACCAGGACACCCAGGGCAACACCUUUGUCGGCACCCUGCGCGCCUCGCACCGCUGGUUCGGCCUCAUCCACGGCAUGUACGCCGGCGGCUGCCUCGUGGGCCCCUUUGUCGCCACGGCCAUCGCGUCCAGGGCCCGCUGGGAGCUGUUCUACGCCGUGCCCCUGGGGAUGGCGGUUGUGAACUUGGGGCUGGCGCUCGUGGCGUUCUGGGAGCAGACGAGGCUCCUGCCGAGGAGGCCCGGGUCCGGAACGAGCGGCACAGCCCAGCAGGAGGAGCCGGAGGCGGGAGGAGAGUCGGCGUCCAAGCUGAUCGGCCUGACGUUCCGCUCCCGGAGCGUCUGGAUCCUGAGCCUCUUCUACUUCUUCUACCUGGGCGCCGUCAUCACGGCCUCGGGCUGGGUGGUCGAGUACCUCGUCACCGUGCGGCACGGGGACCUCUCCAAGAUGGGAUACGUCCCGGCCGGUUUCAACGGGGGUUCCCUCCUCGGGAGGCUCCUGCUGGUCGAGCCGAUCCACCGCUGGGGCACGAGGCGCGUCGUGCUGCUGUUCUGCGUCCUGGCGAUCGGGCUGCAGCUGCUCUUCUGGCUCGUGCCCAACAUCAUCGCCGCCUCGGUCGCCAUCAGCCUGUUUGGCUUCUUCACGGGCCCCUUCUUCCCCGUCGGCAUGUCCGUGGCCCAGAAGCUGUUCUCGCCCAACUUUCGGCCGACCGCCAUGGGCUUCCUCUUCGUCAUUGCCCAGCUCGGCGGUUCUCUUUUCCCCAUCAUCACCGGAGUCAUCGCUGGGUCCUCGAGUGUUUCUGUUAUGCAGCCGAUCCUGGUGGGACUCAUGGUGGCGACCACGGUGUCCUGGCUGCUCGUGCCCAAGGCCAAGGCGAGUGGGAACGACGCUUUGCAUCAAGAGUGA